This is a messenger RNA of Aureobasidium subglaciale EXF-2481, 519 nucleotides long. RefSeq lists its product as uncharacterized. Lineage: Eukaryota; Fungi; Ascomycota; Dothideomycetes; Dothideales; Saccotheciaceae. The transcript has a single exon. Bases 1 to 519 code for a protein of 172 amino acids. The record is from RefSeq and is a predicted model, not a curated record.
AUGAGAUUAGCAGGUGCGGUUUACGAAGUCAUUAAGAUGUUCGACGACGAGAUACAAAAAGGCCCGCCACAAUUGGAUCACAACUUCACUCCAUUUGAUGCAGUCGGAGCGAGCAUUACCAGCAUGUCAAACCCAGUAUUCGAGACCCUCAAAGCUGGUGAGAUCGACAUUGAAGCCGUCCACGAAGCCAUGACAAGGCUGAAGGCUCGAUUUGAUGGAUCGGAAGAGAAGGCUGAAAUUUUGUCCUCUCUGUGCAAGCGAUGGAAGGCAGAGGUGCAAAAGAGGUACCCACCGCCAACAAGAAAAGUCUUGCCGCCGAGCGAUAUUGAAAUCGCGUCACUACAUGAAGAUGUUUCCACAGAAAACUAUUCUGUGGCGUCCGGCAAGCCGCUGAUCAGGUAUGGCCACUCUGUCGCUUACCAGAAUAAGAAUGAUGGAAGGGGAGACGGCGAACAACCCCGAUACCAAGCGAAAAUUCCCAAAGGCGGCGAUGAAGAAUUCUCCAUAUUCGCCAUGUGA